AAAAAAGAAGUAUAAGUUAGGUUGUUUAACCUUAUUGUUUUUCUGAUUUUUACAAAAUAGAGACUUGAUGAUGGAGAAAUUAGAGAAAAUUAAAAAAAAGAAAAUGAAGCCAACAGCUAAACCAGAUGACCUCCAGAAAAAGGGAGAAGAAACCUUCAGUUUAAAGUCUUUCGGUAAAGUUUGUGAGACUUUAGCUGAUUUUAAUGUCAUGGAAUCCUACAUAGGUAUUGAGUAUGACUUUCAAAGGAAACCUAUGAAAAAUGUUAAAAUAACAAGUUGCACAGUGUCAGACCUGAACCCAGGAAAUGAUAAAAGCACUAACCAAAUACCAAUGAGUGUAUUUGUUGAAAACGUCACUCAUUUGCCAUCACGAAGACAAGUCCAUACAAAAGAAAAGAAAAUUGGAGACCAAGUAAAAGAAAAAUUACAGAAUCAUGCUGAAAAACAAAGAAAACAGAAAAAUAAAGGGGGCGAUAAGAAGGCUCAAGCUGUAGAGCAAGAUCCACAAGCACCUGCAGCAAAACAAGUAAAAAUCCACAAAGAAAACAUGGAAAAAGUACCUCCAGAAAUAGCCCAAAAAUCUCAAAAAACUAAAGAAAACCAAAAGAAAAUACAAGAAAUUGCACUUAGAGAAGAAUCGCCACCUAGGUUAGUUCCAAUAAUUGAUUCAAGUACCAAAAAUAAACAAGUAAAAAUCCACAAGGAAACCAUAGAAAAAUUACCUCUAGCAAUAGCACAGGAAUCUCCAAGAGCCAAAGAAAAACAAACGAAAAUACAAAAUGGUGAACCCACAGAAGAGCUACCAUCCAUAUUAGAUCCAAUAACCAUUGAUACAAAUACCAGUACCAAGUUCGAAUUGCUUUUGUGGGAAAAUAAUCAGAGACUGGUAAUUCUUAAAGAAAAUGAAACACUUACAUGCUAUGGCUAUUGUUCAAUUAAAGUCAUAUACGGAAAACUUCAAAUUUUGGGAUGUGUUUUAGAUAAAAGAUCUAAAGUGGUUGACUUAUAUUCUCCCAGAGGGGGUUCCUUAUUAGCCUUGAAAAAUAUCACAAAUGAGAAAGAGAGCGUUAAAAAUUUGGCAUCAUUAAAGGAACAUGAUGUUCUCAAAGAAACCACAAUCAACAAAAAAGAUGUCAUAUUUAUUGUUAGUUCUGGAACGGAAAGUGAUAAAAUUAAAUUUUUGAAGCAAUACACAUCAGAACAAAUUUUUCCCAACAUUACCAACUCAAAGACUCCACAAGUUACAUUUUACAACAGUGGAAAAUUCAAUGCUAUUGCUAUCCAUCCGGAAUGGGACAGUAUAAUAAAAAUGGUAAAUGAAUCUUCGAGAAUGUUGGUUGUCGGUGGAACUGGGGUAGGUAAAAGUACAUUUGUGAGGUACUCCAUCAACAGGUUGUUGAGUAUGUUUCCAAAAGUAAGGGUUAUCGAUUUGGAUCCAGGGCAAUCGGAAUUUACCGUUCCAGGUUGCAUUUCUGUUAUAGAGGUGUCAGAACCAGUCUUGGGACCAAGUUAUACACAUUUGAGGAAAGUAAAGAGAUCAGUAUUGACAAACAUCGAUACAGGCAAUGCAGUUAACAAAUACCUAAAUGGUAUAAAGAAACUAAUGAACUCCAUAACCAAUUUUGAAGACAUGCCAACCUUGAUCAAUUACAUGGGAUUCACUCAGAGCAAAGGCAUAAAUAUCGCGUGUUCAGCUGUCACUUUCGUAAAGCCUACUCAUUUAGUUCAGAUCAAGAGUCUCGAUGACAGAAAUAACUUUGAGACAAAACUCAAGGCGAGAAUACUCAAGGAUUAUUGCAACAUAUUUGUCAGUGAUAACAGUAAUAGCUUGAAGUAUAGUCACAUCCAAUUGAUGUCAAUGAAUAGCCAGAAGAAGGUAGGAUUCUCCCUGAAGCCUAGGCAAAUAAGAGAAAUGGCUGUAGUGGCUUACUUUUCGCAAAUUAUGUCAGAUGAUGUAAAUCAUCUUUCGAGUCAUAAAAUACCAAUGUAUAAGAUAAACCUUAGUGCCAUAAAACUUAGCAAUGAUCGAGGCCAAAAGAUACCACCAGCAGCUGUUAACGCCCAACUAGUAGCUCUGUGUUCAGAAAAGGACAGUGAUGGCUACUUCGAAGUUUUAGGUCACGGUAUCGUACGAGAAAUCGAUGAACCAAAAAACCGUUUGGUUCUGAUUACACCUGAGUUGCCACAGGUGUUAGAGAAUGUUUUCCAUUUGGUUCGUCAUAGUGUACCACUGCCUCCUUCUAUGUAUAUGGAUAUCAGUGACGUUACUACAUCUAUUCCAUUCGUAAUGACAGGGGAAGUAGAUAAUCGGUUGGAUCAGAUGACUAGAAGGUCGUACCUUCCUGCUAAUAAAACUUCUGUGUCUGUGUAACUGUAUUAUGUUUUCGUUUUUUACUUUUAAGUUUUUAGUCUGGGGAGUCUGGGCUAAUUAGCAAAAUACACGGAAAAGUUAUUUACCAGCAAUUUUAUUGCUGGAAUCGAAUCUUAUGAUUGUAUAUAUUAAUAAUAUAGGUAUGCAAAGUCCGCAGAUAGUGUGCUACUUUUUUUAUAAACAAAAUGGCGCCCGAAAAUCGUGAUUUUUUCAAUUUUUGCUCUAUAACUCCAAAGAUUUUAACUUUACACCAAAAACACCCAAAUAAAAAUUCACCGUAAUUGAAUUCUGCAUAGAGACGUGUUUUUUCCGAUUUAGUUAGACGAAAAUUUUCCCCGGAAAAUGCGGGUUUUUCCAAGAGAAUCUUUAAUUUUCAACUAAAAUUUACGGUAAGUAAUUGUUUAUCAAUAAUUAAAUAACUUGCCAGUAUAAAAGGCCUUUUCGUAUAGAUUAUAAUUCCAGAAGCCGAUGGAAAUUGAAUUAACAGUUUAGCAACAAUUGACUUGUUAAUUAAAAAUUUACGGUCGCUAUAAUAUCCACAUUAAUUAUGAUGUAUAUGAAUAACUACGAUUUUUGUAUAAAGAAACACUAUACCUAUCUAAUGUACUUUACAGAAUUGAAAUUGGACUAUUUAAGCGGCCUCGGGAAUAUUUUAAAAUUAUAAACAAUUUUUGGCUUAUAAACAAAUAUAAUAUCUUGAGAAAUAUUAAAAUAAAUUAAAUGAUGAAAACGGCAUUGGAAAAAAAUCGGCAGGUCGCUUCUUAUAAAAGAAAAAAACGUUUAAUUGUGUUGAGUGGUUCCUGAGACACAACCGUUCAAAGUUGACCGGCAUUUACGGCAAAGAUAUAAAUAAUAGGAGCAUAAUUUUUAAACUAUCACCAUUUUAUUUCCGUCCUCUUUAUCCACACCAAUUUUCAUAUCUUUAAAAUACUCAUAACAUAUAUUAUUAUAAUAAAAACCAUCGAUAUUACGAGUGAAAAUUGCCAAAAAUAGCAAAAUUCCAAUCAAAAAUUAGGUUGGAGAAAAUGGAAUCUCAAAGUUCAACAUCGGUAUACGUUAAAAAGAUGCAUUUUCUCGGCUUCCCGUGGAGCAAUUUUCUUCAUUCUUUUUUUGUUCCCAAGUAACUCGAGUAGAGCCAUCUAACUAACGACUUAUUAAAGGUCAAAGUUGCUUUUGUUUUGUUAUAAUAAAUUAAUUUAUCUAUUAUAACAAAAAUGUUUAAUUUGUUUAAAUAAAGAUUGUUUAAAUAAUGAUUCAGCUUUCAAAUGGGAAUACAGUUGAGUCCGCGAGUCAUUACCCGUGCGUCAUCAUUUAAAGCAUACGAAAUAAGUCGGAAAUCUAUUUCACGCAUCAACAACUGACAGAAAGUGGCUACUGUUCCGAUUACGGGUUUUAUUAUAAAAUUUGACGUUAUCAAAUAUAUAGAAUGUCAAAUGUAAGUUUUGCUACAAAAUUUUUGUGCAGAAUUACAGCUACAUUUGAAGUAGCUUAAUAAAAAAUUUUAUUAUUAUUGAUUAAUAAAUAAAUAAACAAUUUAUAAAAAAAUUCAAUAGCGUAUUUUAUUUUUGUUAUUUUAUCCACUUUGGCGGAAAUUUAAGCACAAGCAUUUCUUUACUGUGUGAAUAACGUCAUCUUUGUAUGUUUUAAAUAUUAAUUGCCAAAAUAUAAUUAUUUACCUUAAAAUUUCAAAGCCUAAUAUAAAAUUGGUUGUGAAAACAACUGUUUGUGUAAUAUAAAGAAACUUCAAAACGCAAAAAUUCGACAAAAACCGCAAAAAAUUCAACUGACUGACAGCCACAAAAGUAAACAAAGCAGAAACGUCAAGCAAAUUGUGCUUAAAAUAUGAAAACAUACCGAAUCGUCAUUUUUUGUACCUAUCUCUUUUCAGUGCACUGAGUCUAGAUGGUUCAUAAAAAUAACAUGUGUUUUUACUUAAUAACAAACGGCAGCGCAGCUGGUUUGUCAUGAGUUUCAUGCGUGGAAGAGAAUGAUGCUAGAUAAAAAGUAUGUGUUUUAUCUCGCCAGUUAUUAAUGACGCACGGGUAAAGACUCGCGGACUCGACUGUAUUUGUAUUUUAAACGUUAAAAGGUACACUUGUAGUAAGUUUAUCUAAAAAAUAGUCUACAACUGGAAAAAUAUGUAGAAAAAUCUUAUAAGAAAAUUAAUCGAUUAUAACAAAAAAAAAAGCAACUUUGGCCUUUAAUAAUGCGUUAGUUAGAUGGCUCUACUCGAGUUACUUGGGAACAAAAAAAGAAUGAAGAAAAUUGCUCCAUGGGAAGCCGAGAAAAUGCAUUUUUUAACGUAUACCGAUUUUGAACUUUGAGAUUCCAUUUUCUCCAACCUAAUUUUUGAUUGGAAUUUUGCUAUUUUUGGCAAUUUUCACCCGUCAUAUCGAUAGUUUUUAUUAUAAUAAUAUAUGUUAUGAGUAUUUUAAAGGUAUGCAAAUUGGCGUGGAGAAAGAGGAUAGAAAUAAAAAGGUGAUGGUUUAAAAAUUAUGAUCCUAUUGGUUAUAUCUUUGCCGUAAAUGCCGGUCAACUUUGACAGGUUGUAUCUCAGGAACCACUCAUCAUAAUUAAACGUUUUUUCUUCUAAAAGAAGCGAUCUGCCACCGUUUUUAGGAUUUAGUUUAAUUUAAUAUUUCCCGAGAUAUUCUAUUUGUUUAUAUGCCAAAAAAUUGUUUAUAAUUUUAAAAUAUUCCUGGGGCAGCUUAAAUAGUCCAAUUUCAAUUCUGUAAAGUACAUUAGAUAGAAGAC
Messenger RNA from Diabrotica virgifera virgifera (western corn rootworm), 5125 nucleotides. Its product is annotated as polynucleotide 5'-hydroxyl-kinase NOL9. The record is from RefSeq and is a predicted model, not a curated record. Gene Ontology annotation, molecular function: polynucleotide 5'-hydroxyl-kinase activity. Lineage: Eukaryota; Metazoa; Arthropoda; Insecta; Coleoptera; Chrysomelidae. Gene Ontology annotation, biological process: cleavage in ITS2 between 5.8S rRNA and LSU-rRNA of tricistronic rRNA transcript (SSU-rRNA, 5.8S rRNA, LSU-rRNA). The coding region runs from base 68 to 2371 and encodes 767 amino acids. The transcript is spliced from 5 exons. Gene Ontology annotation, cellular component: nucleus.